AUGUACUCACCUUCACCUCCAGCGGUUGCUGCGGCCUCAAAUCCAUAUGUAUACAUUAAUCAUCAACAGCCAAUGUCAUCAGCAGGCCAAUAUGGAGCUCGCACACAGCCAUCUGGCAUGGGUGCGAUGGGUCUAGGGCCAGCAACGUCUGGAAGCGGUGGACCUUUGCCAUCAUCGUCUUCAGGAGCUGGUGCAUACGGACAUAGUCCUGCUAUCGCCACGCUUGGAUCCACGCGGUUCGGAAGUAGUGCGAAUUUGGGUUGGGUGUCCCGCCAGCAACAGCAAUCACAUUUCGUAUCACACUUUGGAACGCCGCCGCUGUCCUCUAUUCCUCCUUCCAUGAGCCAGACAUAUGGUUCAAGCAUGACUCCCUCUUCACCCUCUUUUACGAGUCUAGGGUCCCCACAUACCAUGUCAAUGAUGAAACAGACCGUUUCGCCUGUUGUACCUGCCCCACCAACCGUAUCAAGUUCAUCCACUACGAGUUCAGCGAAUGCUUCUCCAGAGUGGCAGCAACAACUCGUUUGCGCAGAAAUCUCACGUCAAUCUUUCUCACCCCAUCACCACGCUCGUGCUGCCGCUUUAGCUGCACGUAGCUCUGUCAGUAACGGGCAGGAUCCUAAAAAGGGGAUCACUCUACCUGCUGGAAUCGUCGCGAAUGGAUUAUCGCUUCCUUUGAAUAAGAGCUCAGAUGAAACUAGUCGCAUACGUGAUGAAUCGUGCGGCAUGUCCCCCACAAAAUCAUCUUUUAGGACGAAAGAGACGGAAGGGAAAGAGCCGGGAAAAAGUUGGUCCAUCAUAGAUAUGGGUGGACUAAAGCUGAAGAAUAUUGGCAUCGAAGUCUUCCGCUAUACCUUCUUAACUUCUUUGUUUAUUAACCACAACAACCUCACCACCAUAUCUCCAGCUAUUGUGCAUCUGAGAAACUUGACAGUGCUGGAUGCAAGUAGUAAUAAACUACUCGCACUGCCCGCUGAAAUUGGCAUGUUAACCGCGCUUCGAGCUUUAUUCCUGUUCGAUAAUCAGUUGACUAUACUACCGCCUGAAAUGGGCACUUUGUACCAGCUCGAAAUGCUGGGCAUUGAGGGUAAUCCGCUGCAGUCCAACCUGUUCGAUAUAAUCAAGCAAGAUGGUACACAAGCACUUAUCGCGUACCUGCGCGAUUCAUGCCCAGUCCCGGUGCCUCCGCCCGAGCGGGAAUGGGUCUCGCUGGACGUUGAAGCGCCUAGUUCGGGCGAGGAUGACUCAAAUACAUUCGCGGUUCUGUCUUACAACGUGCUAUGCGAAAAGUAUGCGACAGCUCAAAUGUACGGCUAUACACCAAGCUGGGCUCUUGCUUGGAACUACCGCAAGGAAUUUAUUCUGCAAGAAAUUGUCAGUUACAAUGCAGAAGUGUAUUGUCUGCAAGAAGUGGAAAUGGGUCAGUUUAAUGACUAUUUUGAGCCAAAGCUCAAGCAGCAUGGGUAUGAGGGCAUAUUUUGGCCGAAAUCUCGUGCGCGUACAAUGCGGGAUGACGAACGCCAACAUGUUGAUGGAUGCGCCACGUUUUAUAAGUCGGAUUCUUUCGAAUUGGUUGACAAACAGCUUAUUGAAUUCAAUCAGAUUGCACUACAGCGCCCCGACUUCAAGAGGACAGAAGACAUCUUCAAUCGCGUGAUGACGAAGGACAACGUUGCAUUAAUUGCUAUGUUAGAAAAUCGCACCUCUGGGUACAAAUUAAUUGUUGCCAACGCUCACAUGCAUUGGGACCCGGAAUUCCGUGAUGUCAAAUUGGUCCAAGCAGCCAUGCUCUUGGAGCAACUGGAGGUGACCGGCAAUCGAUUUGCAAAAAUGUUGCCUCAAGUUAAGCUGACACAAGGACGUCAGCCUCCUAAGUACUCGUCAGGGAUGCAGAUCCCUACACUGGUAUGUGGCGACUUUAAUUCAACGCCUGAUAGUGGCGUGUAUGAAUUUAUGAGCAAAGGUUCAGCACCAGGCAACCACGAAGACUUUAUGAACCACAUCUAUGGCACAUAUACCUCUGAGGGUCUUAAACACAAUUAUGCCAUGCGCAGUGCGUAUGGCAAUGUAGGCGAGUUGCCAUUCACGAAUCUUACCCCAGGAUUCCAAGGCGUCAUUGAUUACAUUUGGUACACGUCCAAUACUUUGGCUGCUUCUUGUUUGUUGGGUGAGGUUGAUCGAACCUAUUUGUCUCGUGUCGUUGGCUUCCCAAAUGCGCACUUUCCAUCAGACCAUGUAUGUAUCUUAGCGGAAUUCAAGGUCAAGCCGCUUGAGAACGAGACAACUCAUGUCGAGUAA
Molecule: messenger RNA, 2298 nt
Organism: Malassezia globosa CBS 7966
Lineage: Eukaryota; Fungi; Basidiomycota; Malasseziomycetes; Malasseziales; Malasseziaceae
Exons: 1
Coding region: 1-2298 (765 amino acids)
Biological process (GO): nuclear-transcribed mRNA poly(A) tail shortening
Cellular component (GO): nucleus; CCR4-NOT complex; cytoplasm
Molecular function (GO): poly(A)-specific ribonuclease activity
Source: RefSeq, a predicted model, not a curated record